Caenorhabditis angaria is the source of this 261-nucleotide messenger RNA. NCBI's taxonomy places the organism in Eukaryota, Metazoa, Nematoda, Chromadorea, Rhabditida, Rhabditidae. The record is from the annotation of a GenBank genome assembly.
AUGAUUGCUUCAAUUUCUUCUCUUUUACUUCUUCUCCUUGUUGUCCUCGCUUUCGUCGCUGUCGUCGAUGCUCAAUGGGGAUACGGUAAGUCAGAAAAUCUAUAUUUUGAGAACAAAAUAUGAAUAUAUUAUUUUUUAGGUCCAUAUGGUGGAUAUGGUGGAUACGGAGGAGGAUAUGGAUAUGGCCGACCAUGGAGAAGACCAUUCUAUGGAGGAUACAGACCAUACGGUGGAUACGGUGGAUAUGGAUGGGGAAAAUAG